This is a messenger RNA of Sorghum bicolor (sorghum), 1211 nucleotides long. Its product is annotated as cytochrome c oxidase copper chaperone 1-like. The record is from RefSeq and is a predicted model, not a curated record. Gene Ontology annotation, molecular function: copper ion binding; copper chaperone activity. Gene Ontology annotation, cellular component: mitochondrial intermembrane space. The transcript is spliced from 2 exons. Lineage: Eukaryota; Viridiplantae; Streptophyta; Magnoliopsida; Poales; Poaceae. The coding region runs from base 703 to 957 and encodes 84 amino acids.
UCCGGAGACGUUGCUUUGCCUUGGGAAAGUCAAAAGAUUUUGCUUCCUCCACAGGGCACCAGUUAGGCAUCGUAUUCGUGCAGCGUCUCUCUCAACCUUUGAUGUGCCAGGUGAGGCACGUCGCUCGUGCGUACUCCAUUCGACUUGUCUUCUCGGACCACCGCACAAGUGUGUGUGUGUGUGUGUGUGUGAGUCAGUGAGUGUGACGGACUGACGAGUGGCGGCGUGUCGCGAAAAAGGCCAUCGGGGAAGAGGGAGAGGGACGUUCCUGUGAGGAAAAAAACGUCACAGGUGACGUGGACACUGACAAGUGGGCUCCAUGUUAAGCGGGCCCAUGCAGCCCGGCAACGGUUUCGCUUUCGCCUCUCGCGGCCACAGCCCAGCAACGUCCGUGGGUUUCGCCUCUCGCGGUCACAGCCCAUCAAUGUCCGUGGGCCGCGGAGGCCAUUUUGCCGGCCUCUUUGCUUUUUUUUCUUUCUUGUGCGGCAAGAAGGGAGGGGGAAGAGAAGAGGGCCACGCGCACGGCCGCCGCGCCGCAAGCAGAGAGGGAGAGAAACCGCGGCACGACUGCACGAGACAGGCCAUUCGCAGCCGGCCGCCCCCCCUGCCCCACGGUUCGCCGGCGCGCGGAAACGAACGUCGGCGGGUUCUUCCUGCCUCCAGGCAAGAUAAUAACUAGUGCCCGAAACACUGCUGCUGAAAAUGGGCAGCGCUGAAGUCCCACUGCCUGUGGCCGUGCCGUCACCUGAAAUCCCAGCUAUGAGCGGAGGGUCAGCCACCGUCACCGCCGCUGCAGCUCCUGCUACCGAAUCGAAGCCGAAAAAGAAGAUAUGCUGCGCGUGCCCUGAUACAAAGAGGCUGAGAGAUGAGUGCGUCGUCGAGCAUGGUGAACCUGCUUGCACCAAGUGGAUCGAAGCUCACAAGCGAUGCCUCCGUGCUGAGGGGUUUAAUGUCUGAAUCUUUUUAUCAUGUAGUCUGUUGCGUUCACUUUCGUAGAUUCAAUUCAUAGAACAGGCGAGAUGCAGCCGGGGAGCUUGGUGCCCGAGACUUGUAGAUUUGCUGCCAUGUUUUGUUCCCAGAGAAUAAAAUGAAUAGCGAGUGUUCCCUAAAAGGAGAGAAUGGUGUUUCAUGACGAGGGGAUUAUGAAUUUACUUAUAAUGCCUUAAUGCCUGGAGUCGUACGGCAGAGGAAAAUGAAAAUUGUGUUGGCGA